AUUGUCUACCUGGUCGACUCGCCGUCUCUUUUGACCCUUUUCGCCACGGCUUGGCUGAUGCCUGUCUACCCGCUCUAUCUUUGCAUCUCUUUCGCCUUCCGCCUGAGCCAUUCUCCUCUGAUUGAGGCCCUGAGGCAAGCGGACAGAGCCUUUGGCAGCUGGGCAAGGGACAUUUUGACUCUGGGCUCGUGGCCGGUUGACACCCAAAUUGACACAAAGCCCACGAGGGCCGACUACUCUGAAAUUACUGAUAGUUCCGACACCUACUUUUUGUGA
Protopolystoma xenopodis is the source of this 276-nucleotide messenger RNA. The record is from the annotation of a GenBank genome assembly. Lineage: Eukaryota; Metazoa; Platyhelminthes; Monogenea; Polystomatidea; Polystomatidae.